Nymphaea colorata (pocket water lily) is the source of this 4528-nucleotide messenger RNA. Its product is annotated as ABC transporter G family member 45-like. Gene Ontology annotation, molecular function: ATP binding; ABC-type transporter activity; ATP hydrolysis activity. The transcript is spliced from 22 exons. Gene Ontology annotation, cellular component: membrane. Bases 191 to 4273 code for a protein of 1360 amino acids. The record is from RefSeq and is a predicted model, not a curated record. NCBI's taxonomy places the organism in Eukaryota, Viridiplantae, Streptophyta, Magnoliopsida, Nymphaeales, Nymphaeaceae.
AAAAUGAAAAGAAGCCGGCAAUGCUCUCUGCAUGGUUUUCUGCUUGAUGGAUAAGCUCAUGAGUUGUAUUCUGAUUUGUAGUUGAUCUUCUUGGGUUAGCUUCCAUGGUGGCUCUAUAAAUAGCACAUUGGUGCUCUACCAUAUCAACUCGUAUAGAGAGCACAGUAUCUUUCACCAGUAAGGUCUAGUGAUGGCUCACAACAUAACCAAGCCUGAGAUUUUCGACGACGAACGCUUCCGUGACGAAGAAUGUGGAGGUGGAAUGUUGCAGGAGGAGGACCAAGCACAGUUCCUUGCUAGGCUGAGGUCUCGGCUGGAUAGUCUGGAUAUUGCUCUGCCGAAGAUCGAAAUUCGAUUUGAGGAGCUCACUGUGGAAGCUCAGGAACAUGAUGCAGGAAGAAGAGCUCUUCCCAAUCUCUGGAAUACUACAGUUAACUUUAUGCAGGAAAAGCUGAUGAGCUGCGUUCAAAUUUUUGGGGACAAGAGGAGGACUGUGAAACUCUUGGACGACUUAUCAGGCAGCAUCAAGCCAUCUCGGAUGGUUCUUGUCCUGGGACGGCCUGGUUCAGGAAAGACAACCCUACUUCGAGCACUGGCUGGAAAGCUGGAACCAGGUGUGAAGGUCAAAGGGAGGGUGACAUACAACGGUUCGGAUGUGAACGGGUCGGUGCCGAAGCAGGCAAGCGCAUACGUGGGCCAGUAUGACUGUCACCAGGCCGAGCUCACCGUCAGCGAGACGCUCGACUUCUCGCACGGUUUGUUUGGUGGUGCCUGCACACUUUCUGAAAUUCUCCAUGAAAUUUCAAUAAGAGAAAAAGAAACGGGGGCCAGACCUGAUCCCACAAUUGAUAAUCUUAUUAAGGCUGCCGAAGCAAAUGGAAGGGACGUAGUCACGCAUUACAUGAUCGAGAUGCUUGGCCUCUCUACUUGUGCACAUACAAUCGUAGGUGACCACAUGAGAAGAGGGAUCUCAGGAGGCCAGAUAAAGCGCCUUAGCAUUGGGGAGAUGUUGGUUGGCCCUGCCAGAGCCUUCUUCAUGGACGAGAUAUCGAACGGUUUGGACAGUUCCACAACGUAUAAGAUUGUCGGUUUUCUCAGGGAGAUGGCUCAUCUCAUGGAUACAACGGUGGUGGUCACACUGCUGCAACCAUCGCCGGAAACUUUUGAGCUCUUUGACGACAUCAUACUCUUAGGCGAAGGGAAGAUCAUGUACCAAGGUCCAAGGGAGAAGGCCCUCGAUUUUUUUGAGUCCAUGGGAUUCGAGUGCCCCCUUCAAAAGAACGUGCCUGAUUUCCUCUUAGAGGUGACCUCUGGAAUGCAUCUGCCACAAUACUGGACUGGCAAGAACCAACGCUACAAGCAUGUUAUAUGCCGUGAAUUUGCAAAGUCCUUCAAGUCAUACAAUAUGGAUCAGUUUCAUUAUGCUGAGCUACAAAAAUCUGCAUGUAAAGGAGAACUGAUGGCUUUGCAAUCAGGGCCACCAGUUGUAAGGAAGAGGGACAAAUUGAAGAUAAGUUUGUCAAGGGAACUGCUGCUGCUGAAGAGGAACAGUGCAGCAUACAUAUUCAAAUCUGUGCAAAUCUUGCUGUUGGCUGCUAUUGUAACAGCAACCUUCUCUCGGGGGAAGGAGGAGAUGUCGAUUGAGGAUGAUCUUACCAGGUUGCUGGGCGCCAUCUAUGCUGGUGUAGUAGUGCUGAUGUUCAAUGGUGUGGUUGAACUCACCAUGAUGAUCAUGAGGCUGCCUGUGUUCUAUAAGCAGAGAGAUUUGCAGUCUUACCCGGGAUGGGCUUUCUUACUACCAGCGGCAUUUCUUCACAUACCCAUUACUUUGUUUGAAUCUACCAUGUGGGUGCUGGUAACCUACUUUUCUAUUGGUUUCUCUCGCUCUCCAACCAGGCUGUUCCAGCUAUUCUUGGCAUGUUGUUGCAUACAAGAAUCUUCUGUUGCUCUUAAUCGCUUCAUUGCUGCAAUUGCAAGGACCCAAGUUGUGGCCAAUAUAAUAGCUACUGCCAUCCUUGUCACAGUUCUCGUUCUUGGUGGCUUUGUUAUUUCUAAAGAUGAUAUCCAUCCAUGGUGGAUUUGGGGUUUCUGGGCAUCUCCUGCAACAUAUGCUCAAAAUGCCAUAGCUGUUAAUGAGUUCCUGGAUGAAAGAUGGAGCAUGCCAAUUACAUUGAGUGCCACAGAUGGAGAGUCAAUUGGCAAGACUUUCCUCAAAAUAAGAGGAAUGUUUACAGAGUCAUAUUUGUUUUGGGUCAGCAUUGGAGCCCUCUGUGGCUUCUGCCUGUUCUUCAACAUGCUUAGUGCAAUUGCGUUGACCUAUCUCAAGGCUCCACAAAAGGCUCAUGCAAAUUUUGCAACUACGGCUGAUAAUGUUAAAGUGCAUGCCCAACAUGGUACCAGCCCCUUAUGCUUGAUGAAUGGAUCCCCUGAGUGGCAGACGUUGUUACCUGUCCAACAUUUCACUCUUGUUUUCAAGAAUAUAGACUACUACGUCGACAUGCCUUCGGAAAUGAGGAAAUAUGGAUCAAGGGAGAAGAGGCUCCAGUUGUUGAAAAAUGUUAGCGGUGCCUUCAGACCUGGUUCCCUUACAGCACUAAUGGGAGAGACUGGUGCUGGUAAGACCACAUUAUUGGAUGUUUUGGCAGGAAGAAAGACUGGAGGAAUCAUAGAGGGAAAGGUUUCCAUUGCUGGCCAUCCAAAGAAGCAAGAAACUUUUUCCAGGGUCUUUGGCUAUUGCGAGCAGAAUGAUCUGCAUUCUCCUUACAUUACUGUUCAUGAAUCCCUUCUUUUUUCUGCAUCACUUCGACUGCCUUUGGAGGUCACAUCUGAAACUAAAAAUAGGUUCGUGGAUGACGUAAUGGAGUUAGUGGAGUUGAAGGGAAUGAAGGGUUCGUUAGUGGGUGUUUCUGGAGCAUUUGGUCUCAGUACCGACCAACGCAAGCGCCUUACCAUAGCCGUGGAAUUGGUGGCUAAUCCCUCCAUAAUCUUCAUGGAUGAACCAACAACAGGGCUUGAUACACCGGCAGCCAGCAUUGUCAUGAGAGCAAUUAGGAGAGCUGCUGAUACUGGUCGUACAGUCGUUUGCACGAUUCACCAACCUAACAUACAGACUUUUGAAACAUUUGAUGAGCUCUUGCUUAUGAAAAGAGGAGGGCAGCUCAUUUACAGCGGACCUCUGGGUAGUUCAGCACAGAAUAUGAUUAAAUAUUUUGAAUCAAUUCCAGGAGUCCCCAGUAUGAGAAAUGGAUCCAAUCCUGCUGCAUGGAUGUUGGAUGUUACAUCUACUGAUAUGGAAUUUGAUCUUGGAAUAGAUUUUUCUGAACAUUAUUGCCAUUCCUCUCUGCACAAGGAAAACAUGCAACUGAUUCAGGAAUUGAGCUUAGCUUCACCAGGUUCAGAAGAGCUUAAGUUCACAUCAAAAUAUGCACAGAGUUUUAAGACCCAAUGCAUUGCUUGUUACCUAAAACAACAGUGGUCUUACUGGAGGAACUCUGAACAAAACCUCAACCGAAUUCUUAUCACGCUUAUCAUUUCUCUUCUCUUUGGCACCAUGUUUUGGAACAUUGGUUUAAAGCUACAAAAAGAGCAGGAUUUGUUUGACAUACUUGGCGUACUGUAUGUAUCUGCUCUGUUCUUGGGGUUCGUCAACUGCUCUUCAGUCCAACCGAUUGUGUGGCUUGAGAGAAGUGUUUUUUAUAGAGAAAGGUCGUCUGGGAUGUACUCAGCCAUGCCCUAUGCCAUUGCUCAGGUAGGCGCAGAGAUCCCUUAUAUCAUAGUUCAAGUGAUACUUUUUUCUUUUAUUGUAUACUCGAUGGUUGGGUUCCAGUGGACACUUAUAAAGUUUAGUUGGUUCAUAUCCUUCAUCUUCUUGGGCUUCAUAUACUUCACUCUUCUUGGGAUGAUGCUGGUAUCUUGUAUGCCUAGCCUUGAGUUGGCAGGAGCUCUCUCUUUCUUCUUCUUCGUAUUGUGGAACCUUUUCUCAGGUUUCUUCAUCCCCAUGCCGAUUAUGCGUUCCUGGACCAGAUGGUACUAUUGGUUGGACCCUGCUGCAUGGACUGUUUAUGGCCUCAUGGUGACCCAAUUGAAAGAUCGGCCAGAGAUUGUGCAGAUGUUUGACCAGCAAGGGCAGACAGCUAGAGAGUUCAUGGGGGACUACCUGGGAUUGAAGGGCGAUUUCAUCUUUCCCAUUCUUGGACUUCAUUUUGCAGCCAUCUUUACGUUCCUCUUUGUUUUUGCCUUCAGCAUCAAGUACCUCAAUUUCCAAAGGAGAUGAGGCACCAAUAUCGUGCUUAAAUCUUGUGUUCGCAAGUGUAUUAAAAUGAUAGUUGGGGUCCCUGUUAUGUAUUUUUGGUUUCCGGCCACACUGUACAUAGGAAGAUCUGGAAAGAGCAUUUCUGCUUCGUUAGUCACCGUCAUUAAGCCUUAAUGGUGAUCCCCAUUUUUCGCCGGAAAUUUUUAGUAAUUUCCUGCCCUUCAUAUGUGUACAAAUGUAAAGAUUCAAUUGAUUCAUCAAUAUCCAUUUAGUAAA